AUGGAUGUCAACACGCCUUGGGUUGAAAAAUAUAGGCCGAAGUAUUUAUCAGAGGUAGUGGGAAACAGUUUUGUUGUUCAACGUUUGGCUGUCUUUGCAAAGCAUGGAAAUACACCGAAUAUUAUUAUUUCAGGGCCACCAGGUUGCGGCAAAACAACAAGUAUUUGGGCAUUGGCAAGAGAAAUGCUAGGAGACCGUCUAAAAAGUGCCUGCUUGGAAUUAAAUGCUUCUGACGACAGAGGAAUAGAUGUAGUAAGAAAUAAAAUCAAAAACUUUGCUCAAAGCAAGGUAACAUUGCCACCUGGGAGACACAAAAUAAUCAUAUUAGAUGAAGUAGAUUCGAUGACAGAGGGAGCCCAACAAGCGCUCAGAAGAACAAUGGAAGUGUAUAGUAAAACGACUCGUUUCGCACUCGCUUGCAAUCAGUCGAGUAAAGUUAUAGAGCCUAUUCAAUCUCGGUGUGCCAUUUUGCGAUUCACAAAACUUACUGAAGAGGAAAUUGCUAGACGGAUAUUACUUGUAUGUCAAGCAGAAAAAGUGGCUUUCGAUGAAACUGGAAUCGAUGCUGUAGUUUAUACUGCUCAAGGAGACAUGAGACAGGCACUCAACAACUUACAGUGCACAGUAGCUGGAUUCCGUAUCGUCACAGCAGAUAAUGUAUUUAAAGUUUGUGAUGAACCACAUCCAAAAAUGAUUAUGGAGAUUAUUGACCACUGCGUUACUGGGAGAGUUGUGGAAGCCAAUGAAAACAUUCACAAACUUUAUCGAAUGGGUUACUCAUCGGAAGAUAUUCUAAACAACAUGGUUCGUAUAUGCAAAACAAUCAAUAUCCCAGAAUACCUGAAAUUAGAGUAUAUAAAGGAAAUUGGUUUGUGCCAUGUAAAAGUAGUAGAAGGACUGAGUUCGCUACUUCAAUUAUCUGCUUUGAUUGCUCGAAUGUGUCUCAAACAAAGUGUGAUAUCAUAA
Molecule: messenger RNA, 966 nt
Organism: Thelazia callipaeda (thelaziosis nematode)
Lineage: Eukaryota; Metazoa; Nematoda; Chromadorea; Rhabditida; Thelaziidae
Source: the annotation of a GenBank genome assembly